UUUAGAUGCAAGUUAUCAUUCAAGUGAGAGACAAGCCUGUUUCCGAACCUUAUUCUAUAUUCUCAGAUUUGGGACAUUUAGGUGGAGUUAAGAAGAGAACUUAUAGCGACAAAUAAUUCUCCUUUGCUAUCUGUAAAAAACACUGCACAGACCCGUCUACGAAGUUUUUGUCAACGUUCACUAACGCUAGGUAAAGUUGUAGAGGAACCGCUGUGAAGUUCGUGCUCUGCUGAGAUCCUCACUCGGUGGAACCGUAAUAAAAGAAUCUCAACUGUCCCGCCGGGAUCUGGCAGUCACUAGUCCGCAGGCUGACAGAGCUACACAAACAGAGGGGAAAAUGACUGGCUAAAUUGGCAUCUGGUGUACAGAAUAUUGUAAGUUUAAAAAGAUAAAAAAUAGACGGUACAGCUUUGGUUUUUGCGAAUGGUUUGUAAUGAACUGGUUCAUUAAUUGGACUUUAUUUCAAAAGCACCUAUAAACUCAUUUCGGCUCUUUUCGCUUAUUCCGUGUGCAGAUCCCAGAAGAAGACUGUUUUGAAUGGAAAUCGUUGUGAUUAGCAAUAGCCGAGUUCCAGCCUUCCAAGAGGAUAUAAAGUGACAAUCAGGCAACUUCAGAAGACGAUUCUAGAACACCGGGAGAAAUUAGAAGUCAUAAUACAGCAGUAGGUCCGUUUGAACUCUUGCACUGCGGGUCGAAUCAAGGUGAAGAGACACGUGCCAAGUUGAAUGAAAUGGAAAUAAUCCUGAACGACCUGGAGCGCGCUAACCAGAGGGCAACACUGGCAGAGAAAGAGGUGUCUUCGCUGAAAGAGCGGUUUGACGACGCCAAACAGUCUCUUCAGAUCCAGAAAGCUUCCGCUAUGGAGCAAGCUGUAGAAGUGCUCAACCAGUCGACUUUGGAAACCGAACUAGCUGCUAAAGAAAAGAAGAUUUCCCAGCUAGCUGACGAUAUACAAAGUCUACAGUCUACAGUCAACAAUUUGAAAGAGACAAGUGCCUCGCAAAUAGUUCAUUUGGAGGAAUUAUUAGUAAAGAAAAACAAGACCAUUGAGGAACUGGAAGAAAAACUUACUCAGCAGAAGGAUUAUGCAAAGAUCAAGAAAGAAUUGAACAUCUUGAAAUACAUGGGUUUUUCUAACAAAAGAAACUCCAGAAACCAGCAUCAUUCACCUGAAUCAGGACCAGAUACUACUUCAAAACUGCUUUUAAGUAAAGAAGAAACUUUGAGACCAGAUACUACUUCAAAACUGCUUUUAAAUAAGGAAAAGGCUUUUCAGUCACAAAAUAUUUCUCUCAAAGAGACAGACUCUGAUUUGUCAGGGGAAGAAAUUGUAUCCAGUUAUACCAACGUAUUGAAAAAAGAAGAUUCCAGUGGCUCCCCAAGUACAACAACUUCACCUCAGGACAUGUGCUCUACAGAUGCUGAGCAGCAUAUGAAUGGUAGUGAACUGAAAUCACUGAGGCAUACCUUCAAACCUAAAAGUUUUUCCUAUGAUCAUGUGACUUUAGACAAACUCCAAGAAUGUCUGAGUCAAUGUAUGGAAAAACAUGUAGAUGAUACACUGAACACAUUAAACAUUUCACGAUGUGUACGAGAACUACUGAGCAUGCACAAUAUCGGGCAACGUAUUUUUGCAAAAUUUGUGCUUGGACUGUCUCAAGGUACUGUUAGUGAACUACUCUCAAAACCGAAACCAUGGGAGAAACUGACUGAAAAAGGAAGAGACUCUUACAGGAAAAUGCAUGCCUGGUCCACAGAUGAUAAGUGUAUCUACAUGUUGAAAGCCUUAGUCCCCAAAAAAGGAUGGUUGACGAGAAAACUAAGCCACAGUAAAGCUAUUUCUACAUCUGUGGCAGUUAAGCAAACAAGUAAAGAAUGCAUCAACAAUACAAAUCUCAGAAGCAAGUGCCAGGACAUUACACAAAGUAAGGAUUCAGGAGUUCCAUCAAGUAAACAAGAAGAUCCUGCUACUGAAGAACGUAUAGCACAGAUUUUAACUGAGGCUCAGAAUGCUAUGCUUAAUUCUAAAAGUAGGGAAAAGAAAAGCCCACAACGUAAUGGAAGCAUAAGCUAUUCAUCAUACAAUGGAAAUGCUUUAAGAUUUGAAGAAGAAGGCAAAGGUAGUGAAGUGGUUGACAAUGAAGGAGGAAGUACGAUUGAUAGGGCAUUAAACAUUAGUAAUAAUUGUAAAGAGUCCUUCCAGGCCAGUAACUUGCGACGAUCUAGAAAAUAUGACAAUGAUGACAUACCCCAGGAAAUGGUAGCAAGGAUCUAUCGAGAGGAGCUUGCGAAGCUCAUGGGGCAGAGAGUGGAAGAAGGUUUUCGUUUACCCCAAGCUCUAUAUGAACGUACCCAUGAAGAAAUCAGACAUGCAAUUAACAUCUAUCAUCAAGAACUCUCCUGUCUAUCUCAAGUCCUUCCUUUAAGUACUGCAAACCUCAACCAUAUCAGUACAGCUGCAGCUUUAGCAAACAGAAAUGCUUACACCUCAUUCACCCAUCCUAUCAGCUUAGCAACUUCCCAAUCUCAGCUGGAAGUGCCCAUCGAUGCCACAGUGCAGACACAGAGCCACAAAAAUGAUAAAAGAAGUGGCUGUGGUUCAGAGACAGAGAGUAUAUGUCGCCAUGGAAGUGCUUUCUCUUUAGUACGACCAAAGACAGAGACAGGAACUAGUCUUGUCAAACCAACAGUUUCACAUCAGUAUAACACUAAUCACACCUCCUUACCCACAAUGUCUGUGAUGUCUCUUGCUGAAAUGCCCCAUUCUGGUGAAGACCUUAGCACUUCAGCAUCACCACUGCAACAGAUGCAGUCCAUCACAAAUUCUUUAUUGUCACAGUCAUCUCUGGCAAACCUUCCCAACACUCCCCAGAGGCCCACAAAAGCAGUUCUCACACCUAUCACACAGCAUCAGUUUGACCAAUACAGCAACCUGAAUACUGAAGAAAUUGUAAAAAAUGUAAAGGAACAGCUAAGCCAGUAUUCUAUAAGCCAGCGAUUAUUUGGUGAAAGUGUUCUGGGACUCUCUCAAGGUUCUGUCUCGGACCUUCUUGCAAGACCUAAACCUUGGCAUCUGCUCACACAGAAAGGUCGAGAACCAUUUAUUCGUAUGAAGAUAUUUCUCGGGGAUGAGAAUGCAGUACAUAAGCUUGUGGCUUCCCAAUAUAAAAUUCCUCCGGAAAAGUUGAUGCGAACAGGAGGAUUUGGAGGACCCAGUAACUUACCCUCAGCUUCCAGUGAACUGCCACAUGGAACUGUGGAACCAGUAGCAGCACAUCAUCAUGCACUUGACAAAAGCUAUACUCUUCUAAACAUGAAACUACCCCUACCCAUGACUAUGAAACGUUCUUCCCCCACCACCUCACCAAGUAUUUCAGUGCCAACUAACCUGCCAUCUAGUACUCUCUCCACAGUCCACAACAAACAAACAACCUCAAGAAUGCCCCAUCAUAGCCCCCCAUCUAUGCCCUAUCUGCAACCAUCUGUAUACGAAAUGGCUGCUAUGACCACAGAUUUUGACACACAGAGUAUUACUUCCAAGAUUAAAGAUACACUCUUGGCUCACAAUAUAGGUCAGAAGAUUUUUGGUGAGGUUGUUCUGGGUCUAUCUCAGGGAUCUGUUAGUGAAUUAUUAUCAAAACCAAAACCAUGGCACAUGCUCAGUAUUAAAGGAAGAGAACCUUUUAUCCGUAUGCAGUUGUGGUUAAAUGACACAAAGAACCUAGAAAAGCUGCAAGCUCUUAAAAAUCAGAGAAGAGGAGCAAACAAAAGAAGAAAGAAUGAAACCUACAUGGAUGGCAAUUGGUCUCAUUACGAAAACCACACGUAUAAUCAUGCUUUCCCUCCUCCAUCUCAAUAUUUUUCAACCAAAAAACAACGGAUCUUAUUUUCUGAGGAGCAAAAGGAAGCACUACGUUUAGUGUUCUCCAUGGAUCCGUAUCCAAGUACAGCAACAAUUGAGUUUCUGAGCAGCGAGCUCAAUUUAUCAGUGCGAACAAUAACCAACUGGUUUCACAAUCAUCGCAUGCGUCUCAAACAACAACCUCUAUCUAAGAAUGAUGACAGUGAAACAAAUCCAGAGCACCUAGCGUCAGGGGUGAAAGAGGGCACAAAAUUCGACCCUGUUCAGUUUCGAAUGAUUUUAAAUCACAGGCUUGCAGAGCUGACCCGAAACAAAGGCAAUAAUACAUUUCAUAAAAUGUACUCAACUUAUCAGAACACUGCUGGGCAAUCUACCUUCAAUGAUAGCUUCGGUACAUUAGAUUUGAGUGUAUCUAGUCAACUCUUCCCCCGAAGAAGUAACAACGCUUAUGAUUUUCAAUUCACUUCAGAAACUGUAACUGGUGAAACUGAUGAUCAUACAAACAGCGAGCUCAAUGAAGACUCGAGCUAUUCAUACGACCGAGGUCUGUCAGAAAGUAGUGACAGAGAGUCUUUGUCUUCGUACGAUACGCGGCAGGAACAAGAAGAUUUUAAAAGUUCAGUGAGCGCGCCAUCUAGUAGCAGUAAAAGGAGAAAGCCUGCUAUGCCACAAUGGGUAGACCCCGGGAUGGAAAUGUCUCCUGAUAGUGAUCUCUGCAGUGAAAGUGAAAACAAUGAAGAAGAACCACUUAAAAAAGGGGAUGAAGAGAUAAUAAAUGGUGUUUGUGUCCUUCAAACUGGACAGUUUGAUCUUCGUGUAUCCAAGGAACACACGGUAUGCAUUGAACCUGCUCCAGCUCCUGAUAUAAAAUCUAGGAGCAAGCAAGAACCCGUAAAUAGGGAUCUAAUAUUAGAAGUCACAAAUAAAGAAGGCUUGACAGCCACUGAAAACAAGGAAUUCCAAGGAAACAUCAAAAUCCAUAGAAAACAUAAUAUUGAAAGACUUGAGAGAUGUCUACAGGAUCAGGGUCAAGACUGGGAUGUUGAUGAUGAAGUGGGAAAAAAAACAUUAUAAUAAAGAAAGUUGGCGCCAAAGAUAAAAUGUUAAUGUGUAGUGAAAGUGUUAGUAAUUUAUUUUUCACGUAGUGGGAAGGAUGAGACCUCUCUAUAAAAAUAAAUAAAACGUGUAUAUCAUACUAUUAAUAACUGAAAGGUCAAAGAGCAAUCUUCAAAGUGGAAUCUGGUCGAACUUUGAAUGUGUGUUUUGGGUUCAACAUAUUUGGCUUGUUAGUGGCCUUGAAGGUACUAUCCCUAAACUAUGAGAAAGAUAUAUAUGAAAAACAAAAACUUUUGGGAUUAGUUGAACAUAGAAUAAACUUAGCAUUAGAAGUAAGAACGAUUCAAUGUGAUAAUACCAUUACAGCCUUCAUGUUGCUGCCUCAGCCAAAGAAGGUUUAAGCCAGAGAAGAGAGUCAGUCAGAGUAUAGCAUCCACGAAGUGGUUCCUUAAAAAUAAGACUUAAUUGCUGUGUUUGUUUGUUUGUAAUUAAGCACAAAGCUACACAAUGAGUUAUCUGUGCUCUUUCCACCACGGGUAUCGAAACCCGGUUUCUAGCGUUGUAAGUCCGCAGACAUACCGCUGUUCCACUGGAGGACAUAAUUGCUGUGUUUGGUGAAAAGAACUCUGCAUAAUCAACACAAAUAUUUAAUCCACUCUGUGUCCACCUGAUAAUGUAUUAAACUGUACAUAACUUUAAAGAUAUUUAAAUUUAAAUGGUUACAAGUUGAUGGCUCUUAGUUACUUUAAACUAAUUAUUUUAUUACGCUUUUCAAUAAUGUGUAGAUACACAAGUAUGCAAUCAUUUUUUUUUUCUCUUUUUAUCUAAUCUGGCUGUUCUCUACGAAUAGGUUGAAGAUAUGUAAUCAUCACGUCAUUCAAAUCAUUGGAAUUGUUCAGUUUUUCUGAAAAUGCCUUUUCAGGUCAGACCUGAAGCUAUCCAAUAGGUACCAAUGACUAAAUGUAUCUCAUCUUGGCCGAGUAUACAAAAUGCUAUCAUUUCCGUGUAGGAUUUGAACUCUAACCUGAAAUAUAAAAUUCGACUUUAGUCUAGUGUAUAAACAUCCGCUAGUCCUGUUGUUGUAUGUGUUUUCUUAAUACUAGCGAUUUUGGCUCAGUAAGUUUAAUGUUAUAUACAGCAUUUAAUAUAGCUUUGAAAUUUUCCCAUGUUUAUGAAUCUUAAAUAUUGCCGUAUCUUUUUAACAGUUACUGAUCAUUUUUCUCUGGAAAAUUUUGCACCUUUCCUAAAAUACUUUAACCACGAGAAUCCUUAUUUCUAAAACGGAACGAUUUCCUUAAACUUUAAAAUGAAAGCGCUCUAUGCAAUCUGGAAUUACAAUUAGUUUCUAGUGUUCCGAAUGUUAGAAACUAGUAAUUGUGAAGAAUACGCUAAGAACACCUGGCGAAAACUCAUUUUGCUUUAACCUUGUGUACUACAGUCAUGUUCGACACAGAUAGAGAUGAACGUUAUUCUAGGAACUCCAGAGAGAGUUAUGUGUGUGACAUUAAAUUACCCAAAAUAUAAUUCUGCUUUGGUCUUACUCAAAAUUGGAAGCUUUCUUUCUUUUGUUGUUAAGCUCAAAGCUAUACAAGGCCUGCAUGUGCUGUUCCGGGGGGGGGAUAAAUUGGUUUUGUUUUUCGCGCAAAGAUACUCUUUUUUUACCAACGAAUCAUAUUAUAACGCCCCCACGGCUGAAAGGGCGAGCAUGUUCGAUGUGACAGGGAUUCGAACACGCAGAUUGCGAAUCGAGUGUCCUAACCACCAGGCCAGGAAAUGGGAAUCAGAAUGGAAUUUUCAAAGCAUAACUUUACCUGCUUUCGGACUUAAUUUGUUUGAUUUAAAACUGAAAACAAAAGAGUACUAUAUCCUUUCUUCAGUUAUUUGAAUUGUAUAAAAUUCAUAAGACUAAUUAUAAACGAAGAACAAACAUUUGGAAAAGGAAAGCUUAUAUAUAUAUAUAAAGAGGGUUUGUUUGUUUGGUAUUAAGUACAAAGCUACACAAUGGGCUAUCUGUGCUGUGCCCACUACGGAUAUCGAGAUCCUGUUUUUAAAAGUUAUAAUAAUAAGAGGGAACCUAACAACUCGUCUAAUAGUUAAUUUUAAUAAUUAAGUAACAUUUUAAAUAUUAAUACCAACUGGAAACAUAAAUUUGAUAAAUGUGCUUUUUGAUUUAGUAUAUGUUGAUUAUAUAUAUACGCUAGCCACGGUUGAAUAUCAAAUAAUGUACACACAAUGUUCUAAAAAAAUUGUCUAUUACCAGUUCUUGUCAUUACCAUUAAGUCAUCGCGGAAAAUGUAUAUGGUCACGGCUCCCAAAAGCGUUGGGGAUAUUCCAUUUAUCAGACCUGAUCCAAACGCAGAUGUCGAACUAGUUAGCAGCCACGGAGAAUCAAUUAGGGGUUAGAAGAUAAGUGUUUAAACUCACAACGUCUUAACUCCUAUCGUCCUUCGCUGUCUGCAGCCAGUUGUGGGAAGGCAGUCAACCCCAAUCUUUAGACAUAAAGAAAAAACUUGUAGUAAUAGAAGUAAACCACCCUAUAUUUCUACAAUUUUAAAAACUCCAACCUUUUAAUAUUUAUUAUAAAAUGAUGUUCAGUGGUGUUAAAUAGAACUAGAACUCUUACCUCAAUAGUUCUGUAAUAAUUAUUUAAACACACACACCCACCUUUCUUUCUUU
Molecule: messenger RNA, 7594 nt
Organism: Limulus polyphemus (Atlantic horseshoe crab)
Lineage: Eukaryota; Metazoa; Arthropoda; Merostomata; Xiphosura; Limulidae
Product: homeobox protein cut-like
Exons: 15
Coding region: 731-4936 (1401 amino acids)
Biological process (GO): regulation of DNA-templated transcription
Molecular function (GO): DNA binding; DNA-binding transcription factor activity, RNA polymerase II-specific
Source: RefSeq, a predicted model, not a curated record